CCUUAAUCAGACAUCACUAACGAAUGGCCCCGAGGAGUCACAAGCAUGGCUUCUUCAUCUGCUAUUCCCCCAGGAAUCUCAGACUCAUUGGGCAGUGAUUCCACAGUGUCUGAAUUAGUAGUGGAGAUAAAGCCCCGGUACCACAUUGCUGGAAGUAUGGGUGUAUUCUAUGAUCGUGAACCGUAUGCCAAUGAGAAUGCUACACACGUAACUCGAUUUAUAGGCUUAGCUCCUGUUGGAAAUAAAGAUAAACAGAGAUUCAUUCAUGCAAUUUCUCCCACUCCAACAUCUUCAAUGUCUAAAGCUGAGUUAAGCACAAAACCACCAAACACUACUUUAUCUCCAUAUGCAUGUGUUGACAAAGCUGCUCCAACUGAGGGAUCAGCAAAAAGACCUGGCGAUAGUGCUUCUGAUUCGCAGUAUUGGAGAUAUGAUGCUUCUCAAAAGAGACAGAAACGGGGUGAUGGUGAUGCUGCUAAGUUGUGCUAUAAGUUUAUUCUUUCUGGAUCUUGUCCACAUGGGAUGAAAUGUAACUUUCAGCAUGAUGAAGAAGCAAUGGAACAGUACAAAAGGGGUGUGUGCUUUGACUUUCUCGUCAAAGGGAAAUGUGAAAAAGGUCCUGACUGCAAAUUCAAGCACAAUUUGCAAGGUGACUCUGUUGUACCUCAAUCUAGAGAGGCAAGCUCUAACAGAUCAAGAGAAUGCUGGUUUUGCUUGUCGAGCCCUAAUGUGGAGUCACAUCUGAUUGCUAGUGUUGGAGAAUACUACUACUGUACACUUGCCAAAGGACCUCUAGUACCAGAUCACGUGCUGAUUCUGCCCGUUGAACAUGAACCUAGCACCCUAUCUCUGUCAUCUGAAUGUGAACUGGAACUAGAAAGGUUUCAGAAUGCUCUCAGGGCUUACUUCAAAAAGAAUGGAAAGGAAGCAGUUUUCUUUGAGUGGGUCUUUAAACGAAGAACUCAUGCCAAUCUCCAGGUAGUUCCUGUCCCAUCAAACAGGGUGGGAGCAUUGCAAAACAUUUUUAAUUUGGCUGCUGAAAGAUUGGGUAUUAAGUUUACAACCACCAAAGGGUUCAAAGCGCGAGAACAAUUACGGACAGAGUUUGAUAAAACUUGCAGCCUAUUCUAUGUGGAACUUCCCGGAGAUACAAUUCUAUCACAUGUUGUUAAGGAGCAUGAAAACUUCCCUUCUCAGUUUGGGCGUGAGGUUUUGGCUGGGUUGUUGCAAAUGGCAGAUAGGGCUGACUGGAAAAACUGCGCGCUUAGCAAAGAGGAAGAGAUGAAAAUGGUCGAGUCUUUCAAGAGCGGAUUUCAAGAAUAUGAUCCAAAUCAGUGAUUCGACGGACAAGGUAUUGAAACACAACAACAAGACACAGUAGUCUUUGAAUUUGAAGUUAGAAGAAGAGAGCAUACACAAUUGGCCACAUAUCUAAUAGUAUUAAUGAGGCUAAUGUGAUAGGGUUUGAGUUUUGUGGAGCCAUUCUUUGGCCUUUUUUUUGGACAAAGUGCUAAAGUGUUUUUGUUAGAAAUAGGACCAGGUAGUGUACAAUUUGGCCAUGUACUCGAAAUUAAUGCAAUUCACACAGUAAUCCUUUCAUGGCUGUGGGUGUUAAUUCAAAUGCAGGCAUAACUCACAAUGAAAGGACUUUAAUUUCAUUCCGAUUUUCACAAGACCCAGCGGCAAAGCUUUCAGAUAUGGCAUAUCUCCAUCCUUCCUCCUCCUCCUCUGACAAAGCUUUCACGGCCAAGCAGUGGCGGCAAAGCAUUCAGGCGUUAGCAAGCUUUCAGAUCGAGGCGGGGGUGGGUCUGUGAGACGGAAGGGUGGGGCUGGGCAACUAUGGGUUUGAGUGAGAUGGAAGACGAAGGCCCUGUUUGGCAUCAGCGUUAGUAAUUAGCACUAGCGUUUUGAAAAGGCUAUCCGACGGUAGCCUUUAAUGUCGGCGUUUUUAGAACUAAUAUACACUAUUAAAAUUUUAUUUAAAAUGCGAACGCUAAUAAAAAAACGUUGUUCCCAAACAAGGUGGAACCGUGGAAGUAGAUGGGUAGAAAACGGAAAGGGCAAAAUAAAAAAGUCCUUGUUUU
Molecule: messenger RNA, 2084 nt
Organism: Cuscuta campestris
Lineage: Eukaryota; Viridiplantae; Streptophyta; Magnoliopsida; Solanales; Convolvulaceae
Source: the annotation of a GenBank genome assembly